AUGAAACAGAGCGCCGAAAAAUGGCUGAGCAAUCGAAAUCCCGAGGGCAACCCAGCCCUCCCGACGUGGAGUCCCCGACGAAAAGACAGAAGCGUAAUUUCAUUGCGUCAGUACCCCCGUCAAAGCGCAUCUAUAACCGACCGGCUAAGAGUCAGCAGGUGCCGACGAUGUCAUUCUCACAAAAUCAAGUGUUCCGGGGGAUCUCCGUGCCGGAAUUGCCAGCAGACGCAGCCCGCCGUCGAGUGUAUUUAUCCAUGGCGCGACCGUAAAGUGCUGAUUCAGGAGAGUUACCUGAAAAAGCUAGAGGAAGAGAGCGAGCGCUGGAAAGAAUCUCAGAAAACCGAUAGAGAAGCUGGAAUUACUCCUCUAUCCCAGCCUAGCAACCAAGAAGAAACGAGACCUGGAAAUAACGCAGACACGCAACCGAGUAGUGUCGAGACGCAAAAUAAUAUCCCGUUGACCGCAGACGCAGAGAUAAGAAACCCCCUACUCGGUGAUCGGGCAUGGUUUGUGCGGGAUCGCACCUCCAUCAACCCAAUAUACAUAGGCGAGGCUGCUUGUACAGCUUUUGGUACUCGCUUGCGCCAAUUCCUAAAUGGAGAUGAACCAGUCGCACCGCUUCCGGGAUCGGUUUACUUUGCCGAUCAUACUGUACGCCGAACGACGAGUCCGGAAUUUAAACUACCAAAUCGAACAUACGCUCAUCUGCUUCUCAGAGUGGCGGUGCGAUUCAUUGGCGAGGACUAUCACUUGAUGCUGCGCAGAACGACGGCAGAGCAGCUUGACUCGGUUUAUAGAGAUAAUUGGUGCGAGGAUCGACUUCUGCUAUGUCGACUUUUUAUCCUUUUUGCUAUUGGGGAGCUCUAUUCGAAUCGUAAGCCACCGCAACCUGUAUCGCCGAGUGUGCCUGGUGUGGCUUUCUUUCGCUAUGCGAUGUCGAUGUUCGAGGAUCUUCACGAGGAGGCUGCAGUGCCUUAUAUCGAGCUACUGGUCCUCAUGUCGCUCUAUUUUAUGGCACUCAAUCGCGUGACAUCGGCAUAUGUGUAUAUCGGCACGGCAUUGCGUCUCAGUCUAACGCUAGGCCUGCAUCACAACGUCCCCGAGGGAAGCAUUAUCACACCGGUAGAAAGGGAGCAUCGCGUCCGGGUGUGGUGGACCGUCUACACCUUUGACCGCCUAUGGAGCUCCAAGCUCGGCCAUCCCAUUGGCAUCCGGGAUUCCGACAUUGCAGUUGACAUGCCGUCGAUGGAGCGGAUCUCGCCCCAAGAACAGGAAGAGUUUUCAGACCCUGAGCAUCUUAUUGCUGUGAUUAAACUAGCACGAACGGCGGGAGACAUUAUCAGCGAUAUCUACGGACGCCCUAGAGUCGAAGGGAAUUUUGUGCAGAGCGUGCAUAAGAUCCUUCGCAAUUUGCGGGCAUGGGCAGAGGAUCUCCCGCCCAACGUGAAGCUCAAUCAGAACUCACCACGCUACAAAUCUCGGCAUACGGCCUCAUUGCAUCUUGCAUUUAAUCAGUGUGUUGUACUCACCACCCGACCUAUCCUCUUCCAUCUCUUCAAAUCACGGUUCGAAAGCAGUGCCACUCCACGCGCUCCGUCGGCCAUGGUAUCAGCUCUCGCAGAGACAUGCGUCGUAGCUGCACGAAGCUCCAACAACCUUCUCAUUCAACUAUGGGUUGAAGGAUCCCUCGCCGUCUUCGGCUAUCUCGAUGCGCAGUACAUUUUCUCCUCGACCAUCAUUUUGUCGAUGUCGGCCGUUCUACAAGAUAGUGAGCCCGACCGGGAUGCCGUGGAGACCGCGACCGAUAUUCUCCAGUCUAUGGCAGAAGACGGCAAUCUUCCGGCUGGGCGUUUUUAUCAACAUUUGCGUGAGAUCCAGAAAGGAUUCAGUGAUAGCAAGCAAAAAGGUAAGCCAUUGCAUGGCACGCAGGGGUUAAUUGCGUCUGUACAGACCGCAGUUGAUGGCACAAAUCUAGACGGCGGACCUUCGAGGACGAAUUUACUUUCGUCCAUGGCGCAGGAUAUUGGUCAGGAGCUUUCGACGACGCAUCAGACUGCCUUAGACGAUCCAUUUAUUCUAGACUUUCUGGCUCAGGACACCUAUAUGGAUGUGUCGGGGAUGUUGGGGCUGGGUGGGAAUGUCGUGUCGCCUUCCCGGUGGAUGUUUGAAUAG
Molecule: messenger RNA, 2172 nt
Organism: Aspergillus steynii IBT 23096
Lineage: Eukaryota; Fungi; Ascomycota; Eurotiomycetes; Eurotiales; Aspergillaceae
Product: Zn(II)2Cys6 transcription factor
Exons: 4
Coding region: 1-2172 (723 amino acids)
Biological process (GO): positive regulation of transcription by RNA polymerase II; DNA-templated transcription
Cellular component (GO): nucleus
Molecular function (GO): DNA-binding transcription factor activity, RNA polymerase II-specific; zinc ion binding; sequence-specific DNA binding
Source: RefSeq, a predicted model, not a curated record